AUGGCGCUGCUGGGUCGGGUUUCCUUUGCUGGAGGUCGCGGUCCGCGGCGGUUUUUCAGUUAUGGAACGGACAUAUUAUACCAAAGCAGCGACGCUUUUCAGUCUAAAUUCUUCCCACCCCUCCAAAAAGCGAUGCUGCCACCGGACAGCUUUCAGGGGAAAGUGGCCUUCAUCACCGGGGGAGGCACCGGCCUUGGCCGCGGGAUGACCACGCUCCUGUCCAGCCUCGGGGCUCGCUGUGUGAUCGCCAGCAGGAAGAUUGAUGUUCUGAGAGCCACCGCAGAGGCCAUUUCUUCCCAGACUGGAAAUGAGGUGCGGGCGGUGCAGUGUGAUGUGCGGGACCCCGACAUGGUCCGCAGCGCGGUGUCGGAGCUGAUCAGCGUGGCGGGCCUUCCUGACGUCGUGAUAAACAACGCAGCCGGCAACUUCAUCUCUCCCACGGAGAGGCUGUCCCCCAACGCCUGGCGGACCAUCACCGACAUCGUCCUGAACGGCACGGCCUUCGUGACCCUGGAAGUGGGGAAGCAGCUCAUUAAGGCGCAGCGAGGCGCAGCGUUCCUCGCCAUCACCACCAUCUACGCCGAGAGCGGCUCCGGCUUCGUGGUGCCCAGCGCGUCCGCCAAGGCCGGCGUGGAGGCGCUCAACAAGUCUCUCGCAGCCGAGUGGGGCAGAUAUGGGAUGCGAUUCAACGUGAUCCAGCCGGGGCCCAUCAAGACCAAGGGUGCCUUCAGCCGCCUGGACCCGACCGGAGUGUUUGAGAAAGAGAUGGUGGACAGGAUCCCCUGCGGCCGGCUGGGGACCGUGGAGGAGCUGGCCAACCUCGCUGCCUUCCUGUGCAGCGACUACGCUUCCUGGAUCAAUGGGGCCGUCAUUAGAUUUGAUGGUGGAGAGGAAGUAUUUAUUUCAGGAGAAUUCAACAGCCUGAAGAAGGUCACCAAGGAGCAGUGGGACACCAUGGAAGAGAUGAUCAGGAAGACAAAAGGCUCCUAA
Molecule: messenger RNA, 990 nt
Organism: Pipistrellus nathusii (Nathusius's pipistrelle)
Lineage: Eukaryota; Metazoa; Chordata; Mammalia; Chiroptera; Vespertilionidae
Source: the annotation of a GenBank genome assembly